This is a messenger RNA of Nicrophorus vespilloides, 2910 nucleotides long. Its product is annotated as mental retardation GTPase activating protein homolog 4-like. The record is from RefSeq and is a predicted model, not a curated record. Gene Ontology annotation, biological process: signal transduction. Lineage: Eukaryota; Metazoa; Arthropoda; Insecta; Coleoptera; Silphidae. The transcript has 7 exons. The coding region runs from base 91 to 2544 and encodes 817 amino acids.
GUGAUUUUGUUUUCAAACAAGUAUACGGCGAGUGUGAAGAAAAAUGUCAUAGGUUUAUUUUUUUUUACGUGAUUCUGAAAUUAGUUAGAAAUGUAUAUUAACGAUGUGUUGAAAAAGGAUGAGAUUCGGAGUAUUGCUAUACAGGAUUUGAAGCAGUUUGGUGUAAAAUAUAGGAGUAAGAAGGCCCGCCAAUAUGUACAGGAAACAAAAACCAGGAAGGUAUUCAGGGUUGCUCUGCAUUUGCUGCCCAUGGAAACUGUGACUCUACCCAGUGGACAACAGCUUGUAGUGCCGAAGAUUGUUAAUGACUUGUGCAGUUUCAUUAUUACAAAAAUUGACACUGAGGGACUUUUCCGGAAAGGUGGCUCAAAAUCUAGACAAAAUGAAAUUAGAUUAUCAUUAGAUGCUGGAUGCUAUUUAGGAGAAGAACAUCAUGAAGUUGAUGUUGCUAGUGUACUUAAAACUUUUUUUCGUGAAUUGCCAGAGCCCUUGAUUCCAUUUUCUUUCCAUGAAUUGUUUUUGAGAUGCAUGCUUCUAUCUGAACAUCAAAUUGAAGCAGUUCUAUUAUCCUGUUUGUUAAUACCAAUGGAACACCUUAACACUUUAGCCUAUUUUAUGCAGUUCUUAUUCAGAGUGUCUGAAUAUAGUCCAUUUAAUAAAAUGGAUGCUUACAAUUUGGCAGUGGUAAUGGGGCCCAGUUUAUUACCAGCUGAAGAGAAGUUGCCUCAUAAUCCAACACAAAGACUGACAAAGACCUGUGAACUUUUUAAAUUACUUAUAGAAAACGCUGCUAAUAUUGGAGUCCUUACAGAGAGUAUAAUAGAGAGGAUAGCUAUAACGAGUUCGAUGAGUUCACUCAACGUCGAUGACGAAGCUAAUGUUAAAAAGAAAAAGAAGCGACGAAGUGGUUCAUUGACGCGAAUGUUGAAUGGUUUAAAGAAAAUUGUCAGCAGUAAAACCGAGGAAGUCGUUCAAGAAUUUCCACCGGAUUUGUUGCUAACUCCGUGCAUCACUAGAUCCGCGAAGAAACGUAAAAUCGAAUCAGCCGGAAUUUCAAAUAAGAAACGACGACAAAUCAUUAAUAGUUUACCUCAGCAAGCUAUAUUAAAUACUCCAUAUACUCCAGUUAGUAAAAAUCCUGAUGCAAUAAAAAAACCUACCCCAGAAACAUGUGAGAAGACAAAGGAAAAGAAGGUACUUUGGUCGAAGAGCAAAGCGAAAGUGGAAGAAGGUUCAUCUAAAACGGCGAUACAAAGGCGUUGGUCUGCAGUUAGUUCUGUGGCUGCUUUCAGAAGAAAGAAGACACGGAAUUCGUGUGCCGCUUCUUUGACUCACCAAAAACCUAAGAUCUUAGAGAAAGAUCCUCAGAUAGAUAAUAGGAUAAACGAUUUAUCUGAAGAACUUACAAAGCAUAAAGAACCUGAAACUGAAAACUAUGUGCGCAUUUCCAAAGUCGAAUACGAGGAGAUCAAAAACCGUGUUUCAGCUAUAGAACGACGUAUCUCCAUAGAGCUGGAGAACGCAGAGCCGGAAGCAUCUGCAACCUGUGAUGAUGGAGUAAAGGAUGUAGAGAUGGCAUACGAGCAAACCCUUGUACAAACUGAGCCGCUUAGCCCUACGACAGAUCAGCUCGCUAAGAGGUUGAGCAGAGAACUGAAGAUUCGGCGAUCGAACGAACCUAAAGUAUUCAGGUCUCCGAGUGCCAGAAAAAUCGGAAGCUUGAGACGCAGAUCCCGGGAACGCGACCAGGUAAGAUUAAAUAGAAAUCAGUCUUGGUGCGUGACGAGUUCCGCGUCUAAGUCUGCCCUCCGCAGGGGAAGACCUAAUACCGUUCAAACGGGUUUGCCGCAGCCUACGACGGCUGAAGAACCUCCGAAGACACGUUCGAAUUCGUUUCAUGGUAACAAUUCGCCGUCCGUAGUGGCGAAUUCGAUGACAUCGAACUCCUCUACGGUGAGUUGGAAAAGUGCGCAAGGAUUUUUCAAUGCUACGCCUAUGUCUAACCCUGGAGUCACUGAAAACUGUAGGGCGUCGCUGGCGAAGUUGCGCAGUCAAAACGCUGGGAUGGUGCUGGCCAAGGCGAAAUUGUUUGAUAACCUAGUGGAUUCAGAGUGUAGUAGCAACAAAUCUGGAGAAUCCAAUUGCGUAUCAUCUCAAACACGUAGCACCAAAAUCGGGGCUCCACGAGUUCUUGACAAGAACAGCAGGAUUCAGUCGUUAAAAAUGGAGGAGCGCAGAAAGAAGGCUAUUUCACCUAGAAAGAGAAAUUGCAACAAAAGUCCACAAAUUCGAAUGCAACGUAUCAGCGUGAAGGCGCCACCACCUCAAGAAUAUAAUAUGGAUAGGACAAUAUUGAGAGACUGCAAUCGCCGUGGGUCAGAACCAACGACAUCCCCAAAAUGUGUAACACCCAGAAAUGCACCCCAAAUCAAGAGGACUUUAAACCCGAAGUCGCCACGCCGAAUUUGCAGGACACCGGUUUCCGAAGCUAAACAAACACCGCUCAAAGUAAUCGCAACGACGAGGAACACGCAUCACUACUAAAUUCCUUCUAGCAUUCUUAUUUUGCUAUGCAAGUAGAUAGCCCAAAAUUCUGCUUUACCAGAGCAUGCGAGCAUAAUUUCGAAAAUUUUAUUUGAUUUUUAUAGCAAGGACUUGAAUUGAUUAAAAUUUAACGUUGACUCUAUAUCGAAAUUAUGUUCGCAUUGUCUCCGAGUAUGAAGUAAGGACAUAAAGAAAAAAAGAAAGAAUUAAGUGGCCAUAGUUUAUAUUUCUUUAUAUAUCGAUAGAUGUUUUUUUUUAUAUUUUCGUAUAUCCGAGAGUGCUGUGCAAACUAUGUACAUACGCAUUGUUAAAGAAAGUUAGAGAGAGAGAGAGAGAGAAAACGAAGUAAUCGAAUGUUUUAUAAUU